Molecule: messenger RNA, 6746 nt
Organism: Carassius gibelio (silver crucian carp)
Lineage: Eukaryota; Metazoa; Chordata; Actinopteri; Cypriniformes; Cyprinidae
Product: sodium/potassium/calcium exchanger 4-like
Exons: 17
Coding region: 490-2358 (622 amino acids)
Biological process (GO): calcium ion transmembrane transport; intracellular calcium ion homeostasis
Cellular component (GO): membrane
Molecular function (GO): calcium, potassium:sodium antiporter activity; calcium channel activity
Source: RefSeq, a predicted model, not a curated record
UGGAAUAUCAGCAUUAAUGAAAGUGUGCAUGCACAUGAUAACAUGUCAGCGCUCGUGAGACGCUUUCACUCUCGCUGUAGGUGCGCGUGACGCGUCGCUUCAGCCUGAUCGCCGUGAAAGCACCGGAUCGCGGAGCGUCACGUGUCUCCGGUGGACAUCAGAGGAGCGCAAAGUUCCCGACGUUCCAGAUGGGAAGAGCGGGAACGCUUUCGCAAGCAGAGGGACCGAAGGACAUCACCUGAGACCGAUGUUAUUCACACGCGCGCGCUUCACGGCAGACACACACGCACGCGGCGCCGCAGGAUGCGUGCAUGCGGGAAUAUAACGUUUCCAGCGUUGUUGCAAUGCGGCGGGGAGGAAUCUGAUGAGAGCAGGGAUCUGGGACGGUGAAGGCUGGGAUUCUGCGUUAGCUGUGUCUGGAUCCAGACCUCUGAUCGUGCUCUCUCUCCCUCUCUCUCUCCGGUUUCGCCGCUCAUUGAAGCCGCAACGAUGACCACCGCGGGUCAGGAGCAGCAUCAGCAUCAGGACCACACCAUGACAACGGUCUCCAAGAAAUCCAUCAUCGCCAAGAUGUUCAGAGUGCGCAAGAGGAGGGAGAUGCUGCUGGCGCAGGUGUGUUUGGUCUGCAGCGUUCUGCUCGUGGCGUGGGGCAUGUCGAGCAUCCUGACCAGGACAGGUCAUGGUAUGAUUGUGGAGGAGUCUGAUGUAGAAUCACAUGAUCACUGGGGUCGACGGCUGAUGUCCUCCACAGCUGCUAAUGAGACGGAGGAGAAGAACUGCACGGAGCCAGCCAUCCAUGAAUUUCCAAAUGAUAUUUUCACCAACGCUGAGCGGAAGAGCGGUGGUGUGCUGCUGCAUAUAAUAGCGGCUCUCUACAUGUUCCUGGCUCUGGCGAUCGUGUGUGAUGACUACUUCGUGACGUCUCUUGAGAAAAUCUGUGAGAAGCUGAAUCUGAGCGAGGAUGUGGCCGGAGCCACGUUCAUGGCGGCGGGGAGCUCAGCGCCCGAACUCUUCGCCUCUGUUAUAGGUGUCUUCAUCACUCACGGUGAUGUUGGAGUUGGGACAAUCGUCGGCUCUGCUGUCUUUAAUAUCCUCUGCAUCAUCGGCGUUUGUGGGAUCUUUGCUGGACAGGUGGUCUUACUGACCCGGUGGGCUGUUUUCCGUGACUCUUUCUUCUACAUAUUGUCUGUAGUUGCUCUGAUUGUGUUCAUCUAUGAUGAAAAGAUUGUGUGGUGGGAGAGUCUGGUGCUGGUGCUCAUGUAUGCUGUAUAUAUCCUCAUCAUGAAAUUUAACGCAAGCAUGCAGAAGUUUUUCACGAGACGAGGCGACAAGAACAUUGCCAAUGGAAACGCAGCGGCCGGCAGUGAACUGGAGGACGGUAAAGACAGUUUAGACUGUAACUGGGACGAUCUGUCAGUACCGCUGCUGGGUCCAGUCAAGUCCAGUAAGGUUUACAGUCGAGGUUCGGUGCUCAUGGUUGAUGAAAUCAUGAAUGCCAGUCCUCCGAAUUACCGUUUCCCUGAAGCCGGUCUCCGUGUGAUGGUCACAAACCACUUCGGACCCAAGACUCGUCUGCGCAUGGCCAGCCGUCUCAUUAUAACAGAGCGUCAGAGGUUGGUCCAGUCGGCUAAUGGUGUGGAGACAGCUGUGGUGGACGGCAAACCAGACAUCGAGAAUGGAAACGUGCCAGAAGACAAAACCACUGAAGAGAAAGAGAGUGAACUCACCUCACCGUUCAGACUUCCAGACGGCUGUGUGAACAGAACUAAAUGGCUGAUCUCUUGGCCGCUGUUGUUGAUCCUGUACUUCACCAUCCCAAACUGUGCCAAGUCUCGCUGGGAGAAAUACUUCAUGCUCUCCUUCAUCCUCUCCACCGUCUGGAUCGCCGUCUUUUCCUACUUCAUGGUGUGGAUGGUGACGAUCAUCGGAUACACGCUCGGCAUUCCCGACGUCAUCAUGGGCAUCACGUUUCUGGCGGCGGGCACGAGCGUCCCGGACUGCAUUGCCAGCCUGAUCGUGGCUCGUCAAGGUCUGGGAGACAUGGCCGUGUCCAACACCAUCGGCAGUAACGUAUUUGACAUUCUGGUGGGGCUCGGCGUUCCCUGGGCGCUGCAGACCAUGGCAGUCAGUUAUGGAUCAGUUGUGAUGAUAAACAGUCGGGGACUGGUUUACUCCGUGGUUUUGCUGCUGGGAUCUGUCGCGCUCACCAUUCUCGGGAUUCAUCUGAACGGGUGGAAGCUGGACUUCAAGCUGGGCGUCUAUGUGCUGGUGCUGUACGCCAUCUUCCUCUGCUUCUCUAUCAUGAUCGAAUACAACGUCUUCACCUUCGUCAACCUGCCCAUGUGUCAGGAAGACUAGACUCCAUAUCCCAGAAUGCACUGUUCUGAUGUCACGAGCUCCGGAACCAUCAUCACCUCAGACUGGACGAAUGCUAGUCUUCAUUAGCACCAACACUUUAUUCAAGCUUUUGUUCGACUCAUCUCACUGUGGACAGAGAAAUAGAUUCGAUCUUCUACUUCAGCUAAUUUUCCUGAUUCUGACCCCAGAAAGAGGAGGAACUUCUCCUUGGAAGCUCUUCUCUUCUAGUUGAGAUCUUUAAUGUACCAGAAUGCAUGGCAAACACGGAGCGUGUGGACGCCUGGAUAAGCAUUCAUCCUUUCUACAUGUCUACACGGAUGUGUUUCUUUUUCUUGUCUAACCACUGAAUCUCUUCAUGAAGAAUUUAUCGCUCACACAACUGUGAAUUAUUUUGCAGCAUAUCACUUUUUUGGUGAGUUAUAAAUAAGCAAAAUAUUUAGAAAUGCAAGACAAACUAACAUUAUCUGCUAGUACUGUGUCCUAGAAUCAGGUGCGAUCUGCCAUGCAAAUCAGUGCAAUCUCAUUGGUCUAAAAAUCUGCAUAUUAAUCAGCAACAGUGGCAGCUGGCUGUGAUUGGUGCAGCGUUGUCUUUCAUUGCAGAUGGACUUCUUGUCAUCUGAAGCAUGUCAUGCCUGACUAGGAUAUUUUCAUAAUCAGUAUUUUUGAUCUUGUUUUACAUUUUUUUUUGUAGAAAUAUCUAAACAUCCUUAAAACAGGAUAAAUUUGCUUGAAAAUAUUGAGACAUUGAGUUUGCGAGGAAUACAGUAUAUAUAUUCAAAUAAAUUAGUUUUAAUUAGUUUCUUGCAAAUGGUUUUAAGCAUAAACCUGAAUAAUUCGUUUUAGAUUUAUGUAAACAAGAAAUAAGAAUAAUAUUUGGAAAUGCAAGAGAAAUAAAAGUAUUUCUUGUCAAAAAUUGUAGGAAAAAAAUUCAAAUACAAAUUCAAAUUCUUUAAACCUGACCUAAUUUAGUUAGAUUUAUACUGAAAAAGGGAAGAAAAAUAUUUCUAAACACAAGAGCAAUUAAAGAAUUGCAUGUCAUUCCUUGCUAAAAGUAAAAAAUAUUUUACAUUUUAGAAAAACAGACAUAAAUACUGAUAAUGAAUCAUUUUGUUUUGCAUAUAAAUUGUAGAAUCGGUGUAUUUUUAAUCACAAAAAGCAAUGUUCCUGUUUCAUGGUUUUAGGAGGUUUUGCUGUAGCCUCUUUGAGGGCUCUGUGAAUAUAAACUUGCCUAUAAAGACAUUUAAUAAUCAUAUUUAUUUCUAGAUGAGCAUCUGUGCUGUGGUUUCUGGUGGUUUUGGUCUGGUCUUAUGCUCUUGAGGGGCAUUUCAUUGUGAAAUGUAGAAAUUAGCACUUUAAAGCAAGUGAGUGAGCUAUUGGGAGUUAAUUAGAAGCGCUUUCCUCUGUCAGACGUGUGUGUUAUGUGUAUUUGUGUUUGUAUUUGAGCAUAUCAGGGGAAGAUCUUCGGACAGACCAUCAUCUGAACAAUCCACGCACUGCAAAAAAAAAAAAAAAAAAAAAAAAUCAGGUUCUUCCUCUGUAUUUUUGACUAUUUUUCCAGUACAAAUUAAAAAAAAACUCUUAAAUCAAGAUACAUUUACCUGAAAAGCAAAAUUACAAGAUAUGAAAUCUUGUUUUAAAAAAAAAAGACAAAACUACAUUUCGAAUUAACUAUAUAUAUAUAUAUAUAUAUAUAUAUAUAUAUAUAUAUAUAUAUAUAUAUAUAUAUAUAUAUAAAGACUUGAGAAGCUGAAUGAUGGCUUUUCUGAAACAACUGAUAAAACUUAAUUGAGUCUAAGCUUAAAACAAGAAAAAAUCUUUUCCUGCUCAGCAAAAUAAACUUAUUUAAAAGAGAAAACAUUUUUUUUAGCUUAAACUCACUCGCUUUUGAUGAUUUUUUAACAAAACAAAAUAAAGUGAGUUUUUGCUUAAAACAAGAAAACAUAUGUAAAAAUAAAUAAAAUAAUUACAUGUUCAGAAAACAUGAUUUGAGAUGCAAAGUGACUUAAUGUAGGCCUUUUAAGUCUUGUUUUCUAUGAAUAAAAAAAUAAUAAUUUUUAGAGUCAGAAAUCUUAUUUUCUGACCCCAUUGGCAGAUUUUACCUAUAGUUUUAAUAUUAGUUUAUUAAAAUAUUAGGUCUUGAUUUAUUUUCAAAAUUAAGUACGUUUAAGCUUAAAACUUAAGUGUCUGCAAGUCAGAAAAAUUAACUUAAGGGAAAACAUUUAUCUUUUUUUUGCCAUGUAUUUUUUUCUUGUUUUAAGGAAAAACUCAAAUGUUUAUGAACCAAGACUUAAUAUAAAGUCAUUUUGCUUCUCAAAUAAAUGCUUUGUGAUUGAUUUAAGAAUCUAUCUGUACUAAAAAAUGAGUCAAAAACACAGUGUGCAGUGUGAACACAGCCACCAUCAGCACACGCCUGCGACUGCAGUGCAUUGUGGGACAUUCCACUGAGGUGAUCUUCGGACACGGCAGCUACAGAACCAAACCUCCUCGGAGAUGUUUUCCCAUCAUGUGAAUCCAAACGAAAUACGCAGCUGUUUUUGUGUCGGGAGAACUGGGUUUAUGCAAUAUAAGCACUGCAAACAUCAUUUUUUCUGAAUGUUGGAAGUGAAAUAGCAAUAGGAUGUGGACUCGUAGUGGACACUAUGCAGGGAGGAUGUGACUGUGCUCUCCAGGGCAUUAGCGUCCUCCUCAAACACAGACUAACGAGCCGCCUUGAACUUCUGAGAGGAAGACGAGCUUCAGUGUUUGGUUUGAGCACAUCUGGUGGAUCCUCCAAACUCAACUUCAUCCAGAGACACUUACCAUUGUUUCUCUUGACUUUUUGCACAGACACUUCAUGUUUAUGCAUUUCUGACUGAUACUGCAACAUUUAAAGAACAAAACCAGGCAUAGAUGAAUAUUCUCUAGUGCCAUUUUGUAAUAAAAAAUGGGGUUAAAUCUCACAAAAACAUGUCCAUGGUACAUUUCACCCCAAAUCACAGGCUAAUGUUGUAUUUUGCGUAUGAAGUCUGUUUUUGUGACACUGAUUCACUGAUUUAAAGAGAAUUAAACACAUUUCCCCUUCAAACUCUCAUUGUUUCAAUCCCCCCCCCCUCCCACCACUCUCCAUUUUUUAUUAUUUUAUAAUGAUAAUGUAUUGAAGCCAGUCUCCACCCAAGAAUAUCUGUGACUUUUAAGUAUAAUUGUGACUUUUAUCUCACAAUUCUGACCUUUCCCCCAGAAUUCUAAAUUUGAAUCUCAAAAUUCUGACCUUUUUUCUCAGAAUUCUUAUUUAACAUUUUGCAGUUCUGUUUAUUUAUUUAUUUAUUUUUGUCAAAGGGUAAAAUAAAAAAAAUACUAAUUAAGACUUUUUGCCCUCUGAAUCCUGAGGGUGGGGGGGGGGGGGGGGUUAUAUACAAAAGUAAAAAAGAAAUUGCAGCUCUUUAUCUCACAAUUUUCAAUUUUUUUAUCUUCACAAUUUUUUUCUUUAUGAAGAACUGCAUGAAAAAUGUCUGAAUUGUAAAAUAUAUUGUCAAUAAACAAAUAAAUAACUAUAUAUAUAUAUUGCUUUACAUAAUAUGAAUUCACGGGAAAUGUGUAUAAUUGUCAUGAAAAUAAUGUCGCCAUGCAAAAACUCUUGGUUCUUAAUAACAGACUUCAUUUUCUUUAUGCAAAGUAUAAUAUCUUAAUUUAAUUUAUUUAAUUUUGGGGUGAAUUUUAACCUGGACAUUUUCUAGACAGGUUAUGAAGGAUUUCCCCUAUAAUGCAGACUUUUACAGCUGUUGGAAGUCAUUUGUUCUUUCGAUCAUUUGUACGUACAUGCUUUGAUCAUGUCUGAUUUACCAUCAGUUGAACUGCUGGGCUCUUCAUAUCAGACUUGAUUUGAGAUUUUGUUGUAUAUUAACACACACACACACACACACACACACCAACACAAUGAUCAUAUAUCUUUUUAUGAAUCACUUUUUUAACAAUUCAAAUUCAGACGGCAUAAUUGUUGUACUUACAUAUUGUGGAUUGUAUGGGAACUUACAAAUUAAGUGCACACACACACAUUAGAUACGUGUAUGAACUGCGACCCCAUGCACUGUGACCUCAAUGUGAUGUGCGAUUCAUGUCAAUGAUUAUAAUAAUAAAUGUAUGAUGAUCAAAAUAUAAAUGUCUAUAUUUCAUGUAAAGUUAGGUACUAUAAACCACUACUGAAUACAUCUGUAACACGUAAAUGAAUGUAUUGUCAUGCUUUAAUGGACAUAUCCAACCAAUGCAUUUUACUGUAAAGCAAUAACAUGAGAAAAAAAAAAGAUAUAUAAAUAGAUAUAUGAAAAGAAUGAUUCCUGUACAUUUUUCAUAUGAAACUUUGAGAAAGGAAUGUUUAAAAUAUGUCACAAAUUAAAUGAUGCCAUUUAAACCUG